Paraphaeosphaeria sporulosa is the source of this 741-nucleotide messenger RNA. RefSeq names its product glycoside hydrolase family 61 protein-like protein. NCBI's taxonomy places the organism in Eukaryota, Fungi, Ascomycota, Dothideomycetes, Pleosporales, Didymosphaeriaceae. The transcript has 2 exons. The coding region runs from base 1 to 741 and encodes 246 amino acids. The record is from RefSeq and is a predicted model, not a curated record.
AUGAAGUACCUUCUCCCAACCCUCGGCUUCGCUGCGGCCGUCGCUGCACAUGGCUAUGUCGACAAUGCCACCAUCGCAAACAAAGUAUACACCUUCUACCAGCCCUACCAGGACCCGUACAUCUCGCCCACCCCGCAGCGCAUCUCCCGCCCUAUCCAGGGCAACGGCCCUGUUCAAGACGUGACCAUCGCCGACCUCCAGUGCGGCGGCUACUCUGAAGGUGGCGUCGUCGGGUCUUCGCCCGCAGCUCUCCACGCAGAUGUUGCUGCUGGCUCUGAGGUUUCACUUCGCUGGACGCUCUGGCCUGAGAGCCAUGUCGGGCCCCUCGUGACCUACAUGGCGCGCUGCCCAGAUGCGGGCUGCAACAGCUAUAUGCCUGGCUCUUCCGCCGUCUGGUUCAAAAUCAAAGAAGAAGGCCGGACCGGCACCACCAACACCUGGGGCGACACCAAGCUCAUGCAACCCGGCGGCGUGGCCACUUACACCAUCCCCUCCUGCCUCAAGCCCGGGUACUACCUCGUGCGUCACGAGAUCAUCGCCCUGCACGCCUCCUACGCCUAUCCCGGCGCGCAAUUCUACCCUGGCUGCCACCAGCUCAAGGUCACUGGGUCUGGCUCGACGACGCCUUCUGGGCUUGUGGCCUUCCCAGGCGCGUACAAGGGGAGCGAUGCCGGCAUCACGUAUGAUGCAUACAAGGCGCAGACGUACACUGUCCCGGGGCCCAGUGUAUUCAAGUGCUAG